CGAUAAUAAAUGUAAUAAAUGCUAUUGAAUAUGAAAAAAAUGAUUUCAACAAAAUAAUAACAAGAAAAAGAGGAAAGGCCAUUAAAAGUGAAUAUUUUUUUAAACGCAAAGAAGCAAUUCCGAUCAAUUCUAAUUAUCAGCGUGAUGAAAAAUAUGAUAAACUUAAUAGACACAACCCCGGAGAUAACACCGACAACAACCCCGGAGAUAACACCGACAACAGACCCGGAGAUAACACCGACAACAACCCCACCUUCUCAUACUAG
Entrophospora candida is the source of this 266-nucleotide messenger RNA. Lineage: Eukaryota; Fungi; Glomeromycota; Glomeromycetes; Entrophosporales; Entrophosporaceae. The record is from the annotation of a GenBank genome assembly.